This is a messenger RNA of Hibiscus syriacus, 1608 nucleotides long. Its product is annotated as probable serine/threonine-protein kinase clkA. The record is from RefSeq and is a predicted model, not a curated record. NCBI's taxonomy places the organism in Eukaryota, Viridiplantae, Streptophyta, Magnoliopsida, Malvales, Malvaceae. The transcript has 4 exons. Bases 1 to 1608 code for a protein of 535 amino acids.
AUGGCUUGGAAUCUUCCGUUUGGUCAGCAUACCUAUCGAACAACACCAGAAAAUGUCAAAGAUGCUUUAUUGGGCAAUGCUCGUCACCUUUCUGCGGUAGCUGAUGUCAGUAGUAAUAACAUCAACAAUAACAAUGACAAUAGCGACAUAUGUGACAAUGAAAGCAACGAUUGUAGUGACAUCGAUGACAAUGAUAAUGGUGACAAAAAUAACAAUGAUAAUGAUGGGAGCAGUGACAGUGAUAGUGGCCACAAUAGCGACAAUGAUGAUGACGACAAUAAUGACAAAAUAAUAACAGAGCCAGUGGUGACAAUGAUGGUAAUAUGCAGUGACUAUAGUAGUGGUAAAUGUGACAAAAACAGUAGUGAUAGUGAUAAAAGCAGCGAUAAUGAUGAUGACAAUAGCAAUAAUGAAGAUAAAAGUGGUUAUAAUAAUGACAACAACUACGAUGUCACUGAUGGUAGCAGUAGCAACAAUAAUAGCGACAACAAUGACAUCAUUAAUAGCAAUUAUAAUGGUAUUGACAGUGAUAAUAGUAAUAGUAAUGACAAAAAUAGCUACGAUAAUAGUAACAUCAAUAAUAGUGGCAACAGCGACAAAGAGAAUAAUGACAGUAACGACGACGGUGGCAAUGAUGACGACGAUAACAAUGGCAACGAUGGUGGUCGUAACAACUAUAACGACAAUAGCAACAACAGUGGCGACAACGUUGAUAGUAACAAUAGCAGUUGCAAAAAUGACAACAAUGAUAAUAGUGACAAUAGCAAUAAUGAUAGCAUCUACAAUAAUGAUAGUGGAGAUGGAAACGAUAGGGAUAACAAUAAUAGUAGUAGCAGUGAUAGUAGUGACAUCAGUGAUAGCGGUAACAGUGGUAGCAACAAUGGUGAUGGCAACAACGAUGAUGAUAAAAGAGGCAGCGAUGAUGGCAAUGACAGUGAUGACCUCGAAAGAAAUGAUAACAAUAAUAACAAUGAUAACAUAAGUGACAACAACUAUAAUGGUGAUGACUGUAAUAACGACAUCGAUGAUAGCAACGAAAUUGAUAAUGGUGGUAGCAAAGAUAACAACAACAAUAAUGAUAGCAAAGAUAGUGACAUCGAAGGUAGUAGUGUCAAUGACAGUGACGAAAAUAGCAAUGGUGGCAAUUAUGAUAGCGGUGAUAGCAGCGAUAACGAUAGUUAUAGUAACAGUAGUGAAAAUGAUAGCAACAACAACAAUAAUGAUAGUAACGAUAAUAACACCAAUAGUGACAGAGAUGGCAAUAAUAAAAGUAACGGUGGCAGCGAUAGUGGUAAUAACAGCGAUAGUGAUGGUAGUAGUAAACAGGGACUAUAUGACAAUAACAGCGAUAAUGGUGAUAGUAGCGACAACAGUGGCAACAACGAUAGUGACGAUAAUAGUGACAAUAGUGGCAACAGUAACAACAGCGGCAGUAUCAACAACAAUGGCGAUAAUGAUAGCAAUAAUGAGAUCAAAAAAGGCGAUAGUGACAAUAAUUGUUGUAACGACUAUGAUGGUGAUGAUAACACAAUAACGGUGGUAACUACGACAGCAUUAGCAGUAGUGGUAACAACGAUAAUGGCUACGGGGAAAGCUAUUAUAGCAUAG